AUGGCGCAACCGAACCAGGGCCAGCCCGGCGCGGCCCCGAUGCAGGGAGUUCAGAUGGGGGGAGGGCAAGUUGUGCCACAACAAGCUGCGCCGGCGGGAUUCCAGGUAGUGGAUCCACAGAAAGUAACCCAAGGACCGAUGACUGGACAGUACACGGGGCCCCUGAUAAGAGACGGCAAGAAACAAAAAUAUCGUUGGUCUUUUUACAAAUUCCGUGAGGAGGGUUUCAACAUCAGGGUAAACGAUGUGGUACUUCCAGACCCUUACCUUCCGCCGAUGGUACCCUUCCCAAAGAUGUACAAGGGCCCGAGCCCGUCUACAAAGUUCCCUCAUUCCCGUUCGCGUACGAGAUUUGCCAAGAUUUUCGGUGCCGCCUUCUUUCCGGGAGGUACACCAAACAAAUUCACCAAGGACCCGCUGGCACCGGCGGCUCGAGACACGCUGAAAGACUAUCUUGACGACUGCGUGCUCGGAUGGGGCGGGAACGGGCUCGCUUGCCUGUUUCAAGGCACCGACGGGACUGGCAAGACUAGACCAGUUGUGGCCAAAACAACUCUGAGACCGGGUCAUGCCCAUGGCCUGCUCCAGGAAGCUGGGUUUCAAGAAGAGUUCGAGGACUGCGAACAUAUUGUUCAGCUCGAAGACAUGAGUGAAUUCCAACUUCCGAUCGAUGCUCCGGCGCCGGGCGAGCGUCUGCCCAGUUCAAAUCCUACUGAGCCUGUAGCGACGCCGCAUGUGAUUUUGCUGGAAUAUCUGGCAAAUGGCAGUUUGGCACAAGUGAUUUCCAACUUGUGGUACUCGGGCACGCCUCGCCCCCCUCCAAACUGGUUCCUGUGGGAAAUAUGGCAAUGCAUGCUGAGGGCGAUCUUCGAGUUUGAGUUCCCUCGGAAUAAAAGGGCUUAUAACGACCGGGGUUUAAUUGAUACGACACUCAUGGAUCUUCGCGGCGAGAACAAUGUUCAUUUCGACAUUGAUCCAUCCAACUACAUCGUUGGCGACCGGAACGAAGGCUAUCCUGAUGAUUCUCACGGGUUGGUCCCUAUACUGAAGAUGUCAGAUUUCGGCCUGUCCAUCAAGGUAACCCCGGAGAUUCUUCGUAAUCCGUAA
This is a messenger RNA of Podospora pseudocomata, 1107 nucleotides long. RefSeq lists its product as uncharacterized. The transcript is spliced from 4 exons. Gene Ontology annotation, molecular function: ATP binding; protein kinase activity. The record is from RefSeq and is a predicted model, not a curated record. The coding region runs from base 1 to 1107 and encodes 368 amino acids. Lineage: Eukaryota; Fungi; Ascomycota; Sordariomycetes; Sordariales; Podosporaceae. Gene Ontology annotation, biological process: protein phosphorylation.